UUGGCCUGGCUGUGGGUAAAUGACAUGACACACACAUUGUUUUGGUUCAACUACUAAACCCAAGUCUCAGGCUCAGCAUAAAAUCCCUUUCAUUCUCAUCUCAUUCAAUCAUUCACGACCUCAACACUCACAUGCCCCAACCCAACCCAACCCUUUUUAUUAAAUUUUAUAUUAUCCAUCAAUUCAUUCUUUUAUCUCCUCUUUCACCCGUGAAUACACAACUUGCUAUGUUUAAUUAAACUUAAUACCAAUAUGGCAAUACCCUGUCUCUCUUAGAUUCAUUCUGGGUUACCUAUUCUUCAUCUUCCCUUGUCGUCCUCUAUAUUUUUCUUUUCCAAAACCCCAUUUGCUGCUGCUUUCACUAUUCAAUGAUGGAUGGUCUCUCAGAUAACAUUACGACAAAACCGACAACAAACAUGACUCACCUUUAAAAUCAUCACUUCAAUCCACCCUGCACCUUCAGAGGAACGCCGACAACAUGGAGGAUGAUUUCAUGGCCGAGUUAACUCACCACAUGGCUCACUUCUUGCUUCAAGAUAACGACCACUCUUUGGAUUUCUCAGACAGUUGCUACCAGACUGAUAACAAUUUUGAACAGUCACGUGACUUAACAAGUUCACCCCCAUCAACUCUGUGGAGCCCUGAUUCUGAGGAAGCAUCACCGCCAGAUACACCUGCAGAUUAUGAAACUCAGAGUUCUAAUUCCUUAGAAACUGGAUUUUGUUCCUACGACUCUCUCAUACAAGAACAAAUUCGAGCUAUUGAGUUAUCUCAGCUUAAGGAGUCUCCGAUGCCAAAACCAGCAACAUGUCGGAAAGGUGAAGGUGGUGGAGGUGAUGGACAGAGGAGUACUCGCCCCGCUCCACAGAUCCAACAGCAACAUACCACCGAUGUAGGCAUGCAGGCGCUUUUCAUUGGUGGGCCCGGUUCCAUAGGUGGUACCGGAGUUUUCUUGCCUCGUGGUUCCCCAACUCAAUCAACCAAAAAGCAAGGGAAAGGUUGCUCUGUCCUUAUACCAGCUAGAGUGGUGCAGGCAUUGCAACAACAUUUUGACAAAACGGCCGCUACUAUGUCUGGACCCAAAGCUGUUGCCUUCCCUCCUCUUCAUGCUACCUUACUCUACCAGCGUCUAAUAUUUGUUGCUUCAUCUCUUGUAACAUACGUUCUAGGGAGUAAGAGGGCUGGCAGUGACACCAUGUAUUCAGUUCAGUCUAGAAAAGCGCCGGCAAAUGUCCACAAUGAUGAGAUAACUCUACCUCCAGAGUGGACUUAUUAA
Messenger RNA from Lotus japonicus, 1276 nucleotides. RefSeq lists its product as uncharacterized. The coding region runs from base 479 to 1276 and encodes 265 amino acids. The record is from RefSeq and is a predicted model, not a curated record. The transcript has 6 exons. Lineage: Eukaryota; Viridiplantae; Streptophyta; Magnoliopsida; Fabales; Fabaceae.